Pelagomonas calceolata is the source of this 1016-nucleotide messenger RNA. Lineage: Eukaryota; Pelagophyceae; Pelagomonadales; Pelagomonadaceae. The record is from the annotation of a GenBank genome assembly.
GCUUCCAGAGUUUGGGAGCUGCCUCUGUUCCUGCCGCGGGAACUGCUCAUCGGCCAUCAAAAACGUAGGGAACUGGCGCAUUUGUGCGAGUAGGCGGCUCCCCGUCGCUGCGUCAGCUUGAAACUGCCCCGAGGACGCAAAUUCACACGUUCUCGACGCUGCCGCCGCGACGCCUGCGAGACGCCUGCGCGACGCGGCUACCCCCGCGCGCCACGGACCGCGCGGCUAGCGCACCGCCGCCAUGGGUAUCUGCCAAUCCUUCUUCAGCGGCGGAGAAAAGCACGAGCACCCCGGCGAGCACCCGGGCCACGAGGUUGAUGAUCACCACGCCGGCGAGCACCUGGACCAGGUCGAGAUCGUGGGGCUGUUGGGCCACGGCGGCGCGACCAUCAAGAAGAUCGAGCGCGACUCCGGCGCGCGCAUCCAGAUCGAUCGGAAGCGGGGGUCCGUGAGUUAUGAGGGAACGGAGACGCAAGUGAACAACGCCAAGGCUCUUGUUGCUGCCGCGGCGUUAAAAGCCCACGAAGCACCGGACUACUGUGGCGAGGACGGCGGCAAGAAGCGCGCAAAAGCUCUACGGGUGCAGAAACGGUCGCGGGAAGCCAAGAGGCAGGCCCACGACUUGUGGGAGAAGGGGGACAAGGCCGGCGCGAAGACCAUGUCCGAGCGCGGCAAGGAGUUGGAUGCGCAGGCGAAGAAGCUCCACGACCAGGCGGCGCACGCCAUCUACUUGCAUCGGAACGGCGGGCGGCCCGACAAUUACAUCGACCUGCACGGCCUGUUUGUUGAGGAGGCCCUCCGGUUCCUGAAGGAGCGGCUGAAGACCUUCGCGCCGGGCGAGAAGCUCGAGGUCGUGACGGGCGCGGGCCACCACUCGGAGGACCACCAAGCCAAAAUCAAGCCCGCGGUGAUCGAGUAUUUGGGAAAGAAGAAGCUGCGCUGGGAGGAGCUCAACGCCGGGGACCUGCUCGUGUACACGUAGCUGGGGGGUGUUUUCUUAAUUCAUAGUCCUUCGU